AAGAGCAUAACAUAACCUGUAAACUAUGUUAUGCACUAGAAAUUUAAACGUUUUUCCCACAAAUUACAAGAAAACCAUAACAAAAUGGGUUCCUAUAGGACUCACGCGGAUGAAAAGUUCCGUUGAGCCAAAAACGAAAACAUACUCUCAUACAAUUCUCUUCCCAAAAACAGAUUUUCCUGCGCGAUCUAACAGUGCAAGAAAAGAUGAAAUUCAAAAGGUUGCAAAGUUUUCUGAUCUCUACAACUGGCAGAGGGAACAUCUGAAAGGGCCGGAGUUCGUGUUGCACGACGGCCCGCCGUACGCUAACGGAGACUUGCACAUGGGACAUGCUAUUAAUAAGAUAAUAAAAGACAUAAACAACCGCCACCAUGUUCUGCUCGGCGACAGAGUACACUACGUGCCCGGCUGGGAUUGCCACGGCCUGCCCAUCGAGCUCAAAGCCCUCCAGCAAACCAAAAAGACCAAAACAACACCUACUGGCAAAGGACAGAAACUAGCUGCUGCUGCUGAGACACAAGAGGUGGCAGCGCCAUCUAGUGCUGUUGAAAUACGUCGCGUGGCGAGGAAGUUCGCGCUGGAGACUAUAGAGAGACAGAAGGCGCAGUUUGAGAGCUGGGGCGUGAUGGCGGACUGGGACAAGCGGUGUUACCGAACUCUGGAUAACAGCUAUGUGAAGAGCCAGUUGGAAUUAUUCUAUGAGAUGUACGAGAAGGGACUCAUUUUUAGAGCUUUGAAGCCUGUUUACUGGUCACCGUCAUCCAAAACAGCGCUAGCGGAGGCGGAGCUGGAGUACGACCCGCAGUUCAAGAGCACGGAGGUGUACGUCAGCUUCCCUCUAGAUACUGUACCGGACAAACUCAGAGACGUCGCUAACAACGAGGUGAUCUCGGCGGUGGUCUGGACCACGACGCCGUGGACGCUGGUGGCCAACCGCGCCAUCUGCUUCAGCGGGCAGCUCUCGUACAGCGUCGUGAGGAUGGAAGGCCGCAGCGGGCUGUUUCUGCUCGCUACUGAGCUGCUCGACCAGUUGGAGAAGACCCUAGAAGGAAGCUUGCAGAAGGUCGCAGAGGUUGCCGGUAGGUGUCGAGCUGGCGGGCGCGCGCUACCAGCACCGGCUGCUGCGGCGCUCGUUCCCGCUCCUCGCCGCCGGCCACGUGUCGGCCGCGCGGGGCACCGGGCUCGUGCACACCGCCCCCGCGCACGGGCCCGACGACUUCCUGGUGGGGCUGGAGCACAACAUACCUGUCGUACGUAUUGCGUGUUAUAUACCACGCACGUGAUACUCUACCGCUGGCACUCCUCGCUCACGUGUCGGCCGCGCGGGGCACCGGGCUCGUGCACACCGCCCCCGCGCACGGGCCCGACGACUUCCUGGUGGGGCUGGAGCACAACAUACCUGUCGUACGUAUUGCGUGUUAUAUACCACGCACGUGAUACUCUACCGCUGGCACUCCUCGCUCACGUGUCGGCCGCGCGGGGCACCGGGCUCGUGCACACCGCCCCCGCGCACGGGCCCGACGACUUCCUGGUGGGGCUGGAGCACAACAUACCUGUCGAAUGCAACGUGGACGAGUCGGGGCGGUAUUGCAACCUCGACGCGCUGAACGGCCUCGACGUGCUCGGGCGCGGGCAGGAGGCCGUCAUCGCUCUGCUGGGAGACCAGGUGCUGCGGCGAGGCGUGCACACACACUCGUACCCGUUGGACUGGCGCACCAAGGAGCCGGUUAUCCUGCGCGCCAGCCACCAGUGGUUCAUCAACACCGAGGCUCUCAAGGAGAAGGCUCUGGAAGCUUUAGAAAAGGUCCAAAUCCUGCCGUCCUCCACCGCUCCGCAGUCUCGGCAGGGCUUCAAGGCUCGCAUCGAGUCGCGGCCCUACUGGUGCGUGUCGCGGCAGCGCGCCUGGGGCGUGCCCAUACCGUGUCUCUACCAUCGUGAUACACCCAUACUCGACAAGCGCAUCAUCGAGCGACUGUGCCACCUGCUGGAGGAGCGCGGGCCGGACGCGUGGUGGACGGCUGACGUGUCGGAGCUGCUGCCGGGAGACCUGGCUCAGGAACUGCAGUUCAAGGCGGAGGACGUCACCAAGGGAGAGGACAUAAUGGACAUCUGGCUGGACUCGGGCUCGUCGUGGCGCGGGCUGCCCCACCAGGCGGCGCUGUACAGCGAGGGCGUCGACCAGCUCACCGGCUGGUUCCAGAGCUCGCUGCUCACCAGCGCGGCCGCCACUGGAAGAGCCCCAUAUAAAUGCAUCUUCGUGCACGGGUUCGUGGUGGACGCGGACAAGAGGAAGAUGUCCAAGUCGCUCGGCAACGUCAUCGCCCCCGAGCAGAUCAUCAGCGGCGGCGGCAAGCAGCCUGCCUACGGUGUCGACACGUUGAGAUGGUGGGUGGCCAGCCACGGCACGCAGCACACUCAGAUCGUGGUCAGCAAGAAGCUGCUGGAAGACUGCGCGGCCGAGGUGGGCCGGAUCCGGGCCAUCCUGCGCUACCUGCUCGGGGUCAUUGACCUGCGCCCUCCCACCAACCCCCCGCGGCUCAACUACCUCGACCGCUACAUGCUCGCCGAAACAUACAAGUUCCUAAACGAUUUACGAGAACAUAUGAAAGAGUUGAGAUACAACAGCGCGGUACAAAACAUACUAUAUUUCAUUAGCAAUAAGGUCUCCGCUUUAUAUUGUCACUGCGUUAAAGAUAGACUGUACUGCGCGCCUAAAGACUCGCCGGCGAGAAUAGGGGCUCAACUUGUAGCGCAUACGAUUCUAGUCUCUCUCUGUAAGGCUAUUGGACCUAUUUUGCCGCAUUUAAUAGAAGAAGUGUGGAGAUAUCAUCCUUUAUAUGAAAAACCGUUCUUUUUCACUCAAAAUAUACCAGUUUUAGAGAAUCAAAGCGUAGAUACGACGAUAAUGGACUUAGUUUUAGAAUUGAAGAAAGAUAUAACGGCGCUGACUAAAAAUGAGAAUUUGAAGAAAUUCUCUGUUGAUGUAAAAGUGAAUCCUUCGUUUUAUCCUAUUUUGAAUGACUUGAAUAGUGUAGAGGCGACGCAGGAGAGCGUGCUGAGUGAGAUACUCGAAGUGUCUCUCGUGUCUGUGAGUCCGGCGAGUGUGUCGCGCUGGGAGCUGCGCGUGGACGCGAGCGCGCAGGCGCAGUGUCUGCGCUGCCGUCGGUACAACGCCGAGGAGAACAGUGACAAGUGUGUGCGGUGCCAGCUCGCUAUGGACUCCAUGUAGGAACUUGGCUUAUACGAGAGAAACGGACUAAAAUGACAUUUUUCACAUCACCAUUUCGUAAAGGGGCCUUUUCUACCACUGCUAGGAGGGUGCAAAGUGGUAGGGAGAGAUAUUAUUUUGUUAUCGUGUAACUGUAACACAUACCUGGUCUACUACUUUUCACAAUUCCGUUAAGGAAAUUAUUAUUACUUUUAAAAUGUAAUCAAACCUAAACAAAUCUAUAAAAUGUCACUUUGAUCACUACUAGCGGGGUAGAUAACGCCCCUUUUCGAAUAAGUCCCUGGUAGUUCUGUUAUUUUAUUAAAGCAUUUAAAUUAUUAUUCUAGUUAUAAGUAGGUACAUACCUUGUUAAAAUGUAGAUGAUCUAAUUGUAAAUAAAGAAAAAAGGAA
Messenger RNA from Leguminivora glycinivorella, 3619 nucleotides. It is a transcript of the gene IleRS-m, whose product is annotated as isoleucine--tRNA ligase, mitochondrial. The transcript has 14 exons. The record is from RefSeq and is a predicted model, not a curated record. Gene Ontology annotation, biological process: isoleucyl-tRNA aminoacylation. Gene Ontology annotation, molecular function: aminoacyl-tRNA deacylase activity; tRNA binding; ATP binding. Lineage: Eukaryota; Metazoa; Arthropoda; Insecta; Lepidoptera; Tortricidae. Bases 26 to 3229 code for a protein of 1067 amino acids. Gene Ontology annotation, cellular component: cytosol.